AUUGUCUUGCAAUAUUCUCUAGGACUGUCGACGAGCAAUGACCAUGGGGAAAAACAAAUCGCGGAAAACCACAGUGCCGCUCAAAAGCAAAUUGAAAAAAGACCCUGGAGUCCCUCGAUUACCAGAUCUCAAGGUUCGGGUUCGAAAUGCUGAGAAGCAGAGAGCACAUCCCCAAAUACAUCGCACGGACCCCGAUGCUCAAAUGGCUUCGGAACCUACACUCUCCACGCUUGCUAUGAUCGCAUCUUCCUCGGAGACUCAAGAUUCCACAGUCGAUCCCUCGUCUAGUGCACAAAAAACAAAAGAGCAGAUUCGUCGCCAUUACGUCCGUACGCUUCACAAAGUGAUCGAUGAGAGUGACAUCGUCAUCUUGGUGCUGGACGCUGAGGAAGAAGUCAGAAGGCGUGAGAGUGAAGGGAAGAAGCUUGUAUUUGUUCUCAAUAAAAUUGAUUUGGUACCUCGUGAUAAUGCGCAGCAAUGGCUUCGCCAUCUUCGACACUCAACCCCCACGCUUCCCUUCCGUUCGGCGUCUAAUACUCAGCGCUCGAAUCUAUCAUCAUCAACUGCACCAGGCUUGAUCCGUCUACUGAAGGCGUACAAACCUAGUGCAGCUCAGAGCGUCACCGUAGGCGUGGUUGGGUUCCCCAAUGUCGGAAAGAGUAGUCUCAUCAAUUCUCUCAAAAGAUCCAAGGUCUGCGCUGUCGCAGCUCAACCUGGCCACACAAAAGACUUGCAGUCAAUCCAAUUAGAGCGUGGUAUUCGCAUAGUAGAUUCGCCUGGUGUCGUCUUCGAUGACGAUGACGAGGUCCAAAAAAGUGGCAGCAAAGGCAGUAUCCUGCUGCGAAACGUUGUAAAAGUAGAAGAUGUCGAAGAUCCUAUUGCUGUCGUGGAAGACAUCCUGGCCAGAACGAAUCCUGAUACAAUCCAGAAGAUAUACGGCCUUCCACAGUUCACCUCAACGCUAGAAUUUCUGACCAUGCUUGCACUUAGCAGCGGACGUUUGCUAAAGGGUGGCACCCCAGACGUCCUAUCGGCCGCAAAGCACGUCCUCAUGGAUUGGAAUCACCAAAAAAUACCAUACUUCUCUGUUCCACCAUCUGUCCACCCGUCCUCCAUCCCUUCCACUGUUACGAUCUCGGGUGAUGCUACGAUUGCACCUGGAGCUGAGACGGUGGGUCAGGCCCAAAUUCUAGCAGAGUUUGGGAAGCCAUUUGAGCUAGCUGGUUUCUUUGGAGCCGCCGAUGCUGGUGCAUUUGGUGAGGAUCCAGCGGUAGAGGAGGUCGUCAUGGACGAAGAUCAUGCAAUCGAAGAAGCUACCAUGAUGGAUGAAGAUAGUAUACCAAUGGAAUCUGACGACCUAACGCCUCGGAUACCGCGAAAACGUGCUCGCUCGCCUUCAGUCGUCGGCGACCCUCAACGGCCCCUCAUCGCGUUGAAACGAUCAAAUGAUACUUCAGCGCGCGCGCCGAAACGGCUGAGGAAAGCUAAAGAUCUUUCAGCAUAUGACGAAGCAGCCCCAAGAGGCAACUCGUUGAGCAGGAAAACUUUGAAAAAAGAUGCGAAGCGAGCGAGAAGGGAUGCUUCAAGAGCCUUUCGAGCCCAUGGUGAGGGUGUAGGGGGCGGUCCCGGCAUGGAAGUUGAUGAUUUGCAGUUUACUUUCAUGGCUCAAAUGGAAGGUUGAUCUUCCAGUUAGAACUCCCGAUGAUGUAGCAUCAAGGUCAUAGAUGGCAUGAACACCUCCCAAUCGCAAUUGGUCUGGAAUGCUAUAUAUACAGCGUUUUUCGAAGAAAAUUUUCAGUUUCUAUACAAUAUUCACACAACUUAAUAUUAAUAAGAAAAGCGUAAACGUCCCCUAACCUCAAAGUGAAAAUCGUGUAUAUCACACCUAAUUCCCCAUGAUGAUAAGUUUAUUUUCCUGUGCUGCUGUGACUCUUUCGCAUGCCGAAAAUUCGCCUUCUUUCACGUUCCUCAGCACUCCCGUUCGUUGUUACGCUGGCAUUGGAACUUUUUCUGUGCGACUUUCCCUCGGUGAGGCUAGUCGCGGAUUUGGACCUGAGCGUGUUCUUCUUGGCCUCAUCCUCUCCGAGAGAGGAACCAAAGGUAGAAGAACCC
Molecule: messenger RNA, 2112 nt
Organism: Serpula lacrymans var. lacrymans S7.9
Lineage: Eukaryota; Fungi; Basidiomycota; Agaricomycetes; Boletales; Serpulaceae
Exons: 11
Coding region: 38-1681 (547 amino acids)
Cellular component (GO): nucleolus
Molecular function (GO): GTP binding
Source: RefSeq, a predicted model, not a curated record